AUUUAAUCAUUUCACUCUUCAAUUCCCAUGAUGGCUCUGACCUGCCUUUGUGAGUCUGUGAAUGGAUCAGACCAGGAUUAUGUGCUCUGCAACAGCACUACAUUCAACUUUAUCGGCAAUGAGAGUGGACGCUGUCACCUUCAGACCAUGGAUGAAGUUCUGUUUAGGCUUCUGGGCCCUAGACGAUCUUCUUUCUUCUUCCCCGUAACCUUUACGUACAUCCUCAUCUUCAUCACAGGGGUCUUGGGAAACCUCCUCACUUGCACUGUGAUCACUAAAGACAGGAAGAUGCGGACACCCACCAACCUAUAUCUUUUUAGCCUGGCCAUCUCAGACCUGCUGGUGCUGAUCUUCGGCAUGCCACUGGAAAUCUACGAGCUCUGGCAGAACUACCCCUUCCCCUUUGGCGAAAGCAUCUGCUGCUUCAAGAUCUUCUUAUUUGAGACAGUUUGUUUUGCUUCUGUGCUCAACGUUACAGUGCUGAGCGUGGAACGCUACAUCGCUGUGAUUCACCCGCUCAAAACCCGCUACGCGAUUACAAACAAGCACGCUCAAAGGGUCAUCACUAGCGUUUGGGUUCUGUCCCUGAUCUGUGCCAUCCCAAACACUUCGCUUCAUGGCCUGCAGUACCAGUACCUGCCAGAGAGGGUUCUGGAAUCAGCUACCUGCAACCUGCUCAAGCCCAAAUGGAUGUAUAACUUGGUGAUCCAGGUCACCACUGUGCUCUUUUACUUCGUCCCCAUGAUGAUGAUCAGUGUGCUCUAUCUGAUGAUUGGUCUGACACUGGGCAGGGGACAGAAGCAGAGGAAGGACAAGCUGGACAAGAACCAAGACAGCUGGAAAAUCCAUCUGGACAGCAGACGGAGGAGGCAGGUCACCAAGAUGCAUUUUUUGGUUGUAUUAGUGUUUGCCAUCUGCUGGGCUCCAUUCCACAUCGACCGACUCUUGUGGAGCUUCAUCACGAGUUGGACGGACCACAUGCAUAACAUAUUCGAAUAUGUGCACAUAAUCUCAGGAGUGCUCUUUUACCUCAGCUCCGCCGUUAACCCCAUCAUCUACAACCUUCUCUCCAGUCGUUUCCGGGAACGAUUUCAAGCGCUGGUGUGCAGUCGCCUGCCAUCGAGCUCUUCUCGUAAUGACUCGACGCCUUUCUACAUCAUCCCCAAAGACCCCCCACUGAUCUCCAACAUUCAGGCUAAGAGCAGGAACGCGGACGGCUCACAUCCUUUUGUCAUUAUCAGCAGCAGGUGGGAACCAGAGAAUGAAUGCUUUCAUGUGAGACAACAUGAUCUGUGA
Molecule: messenger RNA, 1296 nt
Organism: Sinocyclocheilus anshuiensis
Lineage: Eukaryota; Metazoa; Chordata; Actinopteri; Cypriniformes; Cyprinidae
Product: neuromedin-U receptor 2-like
Exons: 2
Coding region: 28-1296 (422 amino acids)
Biological process (GO): neuropeptide signaling pathway
Cellular component (GO): plasma membrane
Molecular function (GO): neuromedin U receptor activity
Source: RefSeq, a predicted model, not a curated record